AUGGUUGAAAAAUGCGGCGCAGAAUUCGAAAAGAUGAAUAUCAGCAAGUUAACUGUGAAGACUGUGAACACUGCGUCAAUAUUGAUCCAUUAUCUGUAUACAUUAGUCUCGGAGGCUCAGAAAAAGUCCAACUGCGACAUUGUCUCAAUUGACUGGUUGUUGGCGUCUGUCAAGCAGAAGAAACCUCUCAACACGAAAGGAUUCCUGAUCAGUGCGCUUGGCGGAAAGCGCCUAGUAUCAACCUCCACUAGCACCACGCCAAAAUCUAGUCCCAAACGCAAGCUGAGCUCCGACGAAAGCGACGACCACAGCCGGCGCACAAAGAGUACAACUGCUAGGGUCUUAGCCAAUCUUGGCAAGCUUUCUGCUAUGGUUGAUAAAGCGAGCCAAACAAAUGACACAAAAAAUCUUGCAGUCUGGAUCAACGACAGUGAUAGGAUCUGGGAUGCCACGUUGGUGGAAACAAUCUCGACUUUAAACAACCCCACAAACCCGAAGAUGACAUCGGCCAAGAUCAUUCGUAUUCAACUGGUCGUUGACAUUCAAACAAACAAGUACGAUACCUGCAUUCGUGAGACCACUUUAACCCGGCAGCACCCCCAGGGCCCCAGCAACCCCACAUGCGUCACACGUACAGUUGACAGCAAAGGUGAUGGCCAUUUAUCACGAGCAAUUACGGAAUUCGAAACCGCUUUUGAGCGGCUCACUGGUCUCACUUGGAGUGCACGUCUGGCACGGCCGAAAGAAUCCAAAGCUAUCUUUAUCCCUUUCGAGAACAGGGAUGCUCAGAUAAAGUAUCUCGCCCAAGGUGAUGAUGGUGUCUUCCAAAGCCUUGAAACCAGCCUGACUCAGUCCUUCAUUGAGCUGUUUGGGCGAGAUGACGCCCCCUUGCCUGACAAGAUCGAAUCGGUUGGUGAGACACGCAGACUGAUUGAAGACCUGGGAGACUUCAAAGCAAUUGAAGGUGCCCCAAUCACACCAGACAAGCUGAAUCCACCACUGUUGCGCCAUGUCUUCAGCCUGUUGAAACUGGCCGCAUUGACCCCAGUGGAUAAAACCACCGACGAGUACAACCUUCUCGCUGGAUACUUCAAAAACAGCUACUUUGCACACCCUGUCACCCUGUCGAAUAUCUUCCGACUUGAACGUCGAGGGGAAGCCGAACAAUUUUCCUCUUGUGUCCAAAAAAUUCGCCCAAGUAAACGCCGUCUCCUUUGGCACGGCUCACCCGUUUUGAAUUUUGCGAGUAUCCUACGACAAGGUCUUACCAUAGGCCCUACUCAAGGAAUAUUCUUUGCAGACCGUUCAGGAAAGUCACUGGGCUAUUGUAGAGCUAAUCGAGGAGAAGACGCAUUCGUGCUCUUAUGCGAGGUUGAGCUCGGCCAACAGAGCCCCUGGCACCACGGAGGUGGGGGGUCAACCUCCAAUUCGUAUACGAUCCGAGGUCAAUCUCACGCAAAUUGGUCUGACGCAGCAUGUGUGCAUCCUGACUUAAAAGGUGCCAAGAUCCCUGCUGUGCACUCAAUUCCCGAUGUUUUCAAGCGCGGGAAAGAGUACAUCGUCUUAAAUCCGGCUCAGAUACGCCACCGAUACAUAUUUCACAUCAAACUGAAAUAA
Molecule: messenger RNA, 1617 nt
Organism: Penicillium subrubescens
Lineage: Eukaryota; Fungi; Ascomycota; Eurotiomycetes; Eurotiales; Aspergillaceae
Exons: 6
Coding region: 1-1617 (538 amino acids)
Molecular function (GO): NAD+ poly-ADP-ribosyltransferase activity
Source: RefSeq, a predicted model, not a curated record